AUUCUGUUCGAUUUGACUUGUUCUUAAGCGAAUUAAUUUUUUUUUUUUUCGUGCUUUUGUGUUAUUUAACGGGUCUUUGCUGUUGCGUUAGUUAUACGUUCUUUCAUAUUGCGUAGGCGGCGAUAAUGUUGAAUCAAAAGCUUUUGAAAAGGAAGGUCCUCCAUGAAGAAGUAUCGGACGUAUGGAAAGAAAUUGAGGGCAAUAGCAGGUUCAACGACAGCAUCGAGGCGGCACAAUUGGAUCUGAUUGUUGAUCUGGACGAAGAGUUCUUUAACGUAUCCUAUGACCUGGUGCAGCAGCUGGUGCCGCUGAACAGCUUCGUGGCCGGCAAGAUGAAGCUAUUCGUCGACAUUGUGGGUCGGCUGCAUGAGCACUACGUCAAGAAAGUGAAAGUAGUUCAGGAUUUGGAGGAUACAGUAAAUGCCGCAAAUGAAAGACUGAAAUUGGCCCUCGAAGUAUCUGCGGAAUCGUCGUUUGUGAUGAAGGAGCUGCGUGUAGCACUGGAAGAGGCUUGGCGUACUACGGAUGCUUCGGAAUAUCGAGAGUCUCUGUUGACCGAACAUAACAUUGAUUAUGAAUCUAAAUACGGUCAAUCUCCCACCCAGAGCUACAGCAACUUGAGUCAGCCUAAGGAACGUCAAAUGCGGGCCCUUGUCUAUCGGGAACGUGAUCGCCUGGCCGGAGAGCUAAAGGAGCAUCAGAAGCGACUCGAACAAAAUCGUUACUAUUCGGCUGCUGUGGAAGCCGUCAAUGAAAAGAAUUUGGCCAAGCUUAGAGAACAACAUGUGCAACUGAAGCAGAUUGAAAACCAAAAAUACAACGUGGAGCGCGAGAAUCGUAUAACAUUCGAGCAACUGCGGGAAAAGAUCAUUAAUCAGCGAAAGAAACUGGAGUUGCUUACCAGCAGGAACAAGGAGUUAAAUGCAUUUGAGACAAAAUACAAGGAGACUCUAGCGGUCGCCAGUGGUCUGAAGAACGUCAUCGAGAACCUCGUCAACGAGAAUUACAAUUUGCAAAAAGUCAAUCUGCACAUCGCAGAUGAGUCUCAAGCCAGGCUUGCAACAGUGACAGCUUUAAGGACCGCCAACAAAUCGCUGACGGUCGAAAAUAAUGAAUUUCGUCAAGAGAUUCGUCAACUGAAAUGCGAAAGAAAAACCAAAGAUCUUCUCUUCAAUCAGCUCAAUCGACGAUUCCUUCAGCUGUCCCAAAAGAAUGCCAACUUAAUUUCGAAUAAAGCGUUGCUCACCAAUGAGGUGACAGGACUCGAGAAGAGUCUGUUGGGAGCGAAUGCGAAACUGAACGAAAUGACGCUCGGGAAGGAGGCAGCCGAGCGGUUGCAAAUAAAAUUGAACACGGAUCUGAAGCACCAGGCGGACAUGAAUGCUACGCUGCAGCACGAUCUGUCGAUCCAGCGUUACCGCACGCAGGACGCGCGACUCAUGCUCGAUCGGGCCAACAAGGGGCUAGAUGAAAAGGAAAUUCUGAUACACAAAAUCAACAAGGAGAAGCACGAAAUUGAACAGGAGAGCGGCGAGCUGAGCCGGACGAUCGAGGCACUAGAGGCGAAAGUGGCUCAGAAGGCGGAGAAAAUAGAGGAUCUAAGCCAGCAGCUGGAGGCCAAGCAUCAGAUCUAUAUUAAGGCUCGAAAGCAAAUGGAAGUGGCGCACAGCGAGAAGAUGAUGUUGCAGAAGAGCAUGGAUCUGUGCGGACGUGAACGCCAGAAACUGCAAAGUCUCAAUGCGAAGCUCAUCUUUCAGAUCAAUCAGUUCGGCCAGCAGGUGGCCAACAACGAGAAGGACAUGAACCUCCAGAAGAAGCACAUCGAUCAGCUGGACACUCGGCUGAGGCACAAGCAGAACGAGAUUCAUGGCAAGGAGCGACAGGUGGAGCAGAUGCAUGCCGCGCUGGCCGAGCAGAAGGUGCUCAACGAGCAGAUGCACUGCACCAUCGAUCAGGACGCCAAGCGGUUCAAGCAGAUGGCCAUCACGCUGGAGGAGAACAGCAAGGAGAAAAUGGUGGUGGGCCAGCAGCUGGUCCGGCGCAACUGCGAGCUGAGCAUCGUGCGGGAGAAGCUGGCCAUGAUUCAGUUGGCCAUGACCCGCGGCACCACCCAGUACAAUCAGCGGGUCGAGGAUAUACGUUUGCUCAAAACCGAAAUCAACAACCUGCGCAUGUCCAACACCUGCAUGCAGCGCUCGGUCAGCAAAACGGCCAACAUGCGCCACGAGGUUGUGCGGAUCGAGCGUCAGCUCGUUCGUGAGCGCUUGAACCUGACCGCGAUCACGGAGGAGCUGAAGUAUCCGUGCCGCAUACAUCGCUGGCGUCUGCUAAUCGGCCGAGAUCCGUCCAAAUACCAGCUGAUACGCAAGAUCCAGGUGCUGCUCAAGCACAACAUCAAGCUGAGCGUCGAGCGCUUGAAUAUGGAGCACAAGGUGGAGGACAUGCAGAAGCUAUGCGACUCGUUCCGCAAGCAGGUCGAGCGUAUGCCCGAUCCCAGCAUCGCGCAGCGGCUAUGGAAGCAACAGCGGAUCAAUCAGCGACAGGGCCGCAAGCUGCGCGCCAUGAAAGCGGAGCUGGCCAUCAACGAGAUUGACAUGCACUCGCGGGAUAUGAUCAUCAACGAGUACAACAAGGUCAUCAGAAAGGAGUGCUGCCAGCAGCCGAACAAUGUGGUCGACACACUGCUUGGCGUCAUAGCCAUUGGCCGGGGGACGCAGGAAGUUGACGAGCACUUCCAAAUGUCCUCCAGCAGUGAUUGGAAAGUGCUGGAGGACACAGCAAGAGUUGUUGCUGCUCAGGAGCUGAGCAAUAAGCUCAUGUGCCACAAGGAAAACUCAGCUGAUGCUACUGCUUAAUGCGCAUUUAUUCAAUGGACUCCUCUAGAGCAGCUGGCUGAUCACCUUGAAGCCGGCGCCCAGGGUGCGCGGCAGCUGG
Drosophila hydei is the source of this 2934-nucleotide messenger RNA. RefSeq names its product cilia- and flagella-associated protein 58. The record is from RefSeq and is a predicted model, not a curated record. Bases 126 to 2855 code for a protein of 909 amino acids. NCBI's taxonomy places the organism in Eukaryota, Metazoa, Arthropoda, Insecta, Diptera, Drosophilidae. The transcript is spliced from 4 exons. Gene Ontology annotation, cellular component: cytoskeleton.